Dermacentor silvarum is the source of this 2871-nucleotide messenger RNA. RefSeq names its product endothelin-converting enzyme 1-like. Gene Ontology annotation, molecular function: metalloendopeptidase activity. Gene Ontology annotation, biological process: protein processing. The record is from RefSeq and is a predicted model, not a curated record. Bases 96 to 2219 code for a protein of 707 amino acids. The transcript is spliced from 2 exons. Gene Ontology annotation, cellular component: plasma membrane. Lineage: Eukaryota; Metazoa; Arthropoda; Arachnida; Ixodida; Ixodidae.
CGCCAGAGGGCACCACGAGCGCAAGCGCCGCCGACCAAGUUUGCUUUGCAGCGAGAUCCUCCGACGCCAACGCUGCCGGAACGCCGGAAGGCGCCAUGUCUGAUUCGCCCUGCACGCCUACCACCAAGGCGUUCAAGGAAGUUGCAACAAUCCUCACCAUGUCACCCUUGAGAUUUCCUGGAAUGAGGAAGGACGACAGAAUCGGGAUGAGUGUCCUGACCAUCGUCGGGAUUGCUUUGACUGUCGCCGGCAUCCUCGUCGUCAUUGGCUUCUUGAUCACAACACGCCGCAGCGUCACAAACCUGAAGAACUACUGCGACACUGAAGGCUGCCUGUACCACGCUUGGACGCUCACGCGAAAACUGAACCAUAGCAUCGACCCGUGCGACGAUUUUACCGCUUACGUCUGCUCCGCCUGGGCACCCUCGGGCAUGUACAGCGAUCAGGCCAAGUCGCCCAUAGACGGCAUCUUGUACGCUCGGUUCAUCGGCUUCAGAGAAAUGCUCGCCAAAGGCGCUCGACAGCUGCCGGUGGGGGAGAAGGCGCGCGCCAUGCACGAUGCCUGCAUGGAUUCCGCAGCCGAAGCCGCAGCCAACAUGGAAGAGUUUCGGCGCCUUAUGCAGGCCAUGAGGUUAAGCUGGCCGGAACCGCCUGGCAAAGAUUCGAACGCCCUUGGCCUCCUGCUUUCGCUGGCAUACCAGUGGCAGGUACCGCUGUGGCUCGUGAUCAACACGCCCGCGUUGCAGAAGACCGAUUGGCGCCUGAGCGUUAGACCUGGUGACUACAUACCGUUGCUGAAGAACCAGUACGUCAGCGUGACGAGCGGCGAUGCUUACGUGGGUUACUGGAUUGGAUUCUACAACGCUUUUCGUACCAGAACCAGUACUCCUUUAACCAAACCCCAAAUAGAACGCGUUGCUGACGCAGAGGGUCGCAUACUCGAACAACUGCACAAGGCGUUCAUCUCGAAGAAGAAAAUCCCGGCCGUGUUGCCGCUCGCCGUCGUAGGAAACUUCACUGCUCCUGUCUCCUCAUCGGAGUGGCUGGAGCAGUUGACUCUGAGCCUGGCGUUCAGCCCCAAGUUCGUCGCCAGCGAUCAAAUUGCCGUGAGUGACACAGGCUUUCUGGCGGCGUUGGGAGGCCUCUUCGCGAACUACACCCACCAAAGGCUAAUCCAACAGCUGUCUUGGCUCUUCGUUCAGACGUACGCGCCCAUAUCGGAUCGGAAGCUACAGAAGGUUCGUUACGGCAACACGUGGAAGGCGGACAUGUACAGGCCUAUACUGUGCGCCCAUCAGGUGGAGUCCUCCAUGAAGAUGCUGGUCUUCGCGCUCAACUACGUUUCCGGCUACACUAAGCGGGACACCGAGCUCGUCAAUGAUGGCCUCACUAGCCUGAUCUACGCCGCCUCUAGUAAGAUCAACAGCUCCGGAUGGCUCGACGAAGAAAGCAAGGAGCGCGCUGCGAAGAAGAUACAUUCUGUGUUAACGUUCCUCUGGCCGGCGAAGCAAUGGAUCCGCAACGAAUUCCUCAGUUCUCUGUACGAUGACUACCCGAGCGCGGAAGAAACUUUCGGCGAUUACUGGAUAAAGGCGCGCUUCGCCGUGGCGAAACACGACAGGACAGCCGAGUUCGAGGCUACGUUGAACCUGCCGAGUAACAUUCCGCCACCCAACUUUGGGUACGAUUACGUUACCAACAGCGUUUCGUUGCCUAUCGGCAUAGUCGACCGGCCGUUGUACUACGGGGACGGAAACAAGGCUAUGUUCUACGGCGGCCUCGGAUUCCUCAUGGCUUUGCAGAUCGCCGCUGCGCUUGACAGUGUGGGCAUCACCUGGGACGCAGAAGAAAAGAAAGUCGGAUCCAUCAUCGCGAGCGACGCCUCGAUGAAGGCUUUCAAGGCGAAGGACGGUUGCCUGGAGGACCAAGGAAUCCAGAGCAUAUUUCCCGAAGUUCCGGCGCUGGAAAUCGCUUACGCCGCGUUCCAACGCGCCGUUCGAAGUGACAAGGACGGCGUACCAGCACUGCCAGGCUUGUCGCCAGACAAGGUGUUCUUCAUGACCCUGUGCUACAUGGCAUGCCAUACGCUGAACGCGAAGGACGCUUUCGGUGCCGACUGUCACAAGGCAGUGCGAAACUCGCCAGCUUUCCAAGCGGCAUUCCGUUGUCCCAGCGGCUCAAAAAUGAACCCGACGAGCAAGUGCAGUUUCUUCGACUGACGCGUUUUGAGAACCCUUGCGUAACAACUUGCCUUACGUUCGCACAAACUUAAUUUAUAUAUUUUUUGUCUGUUUUGCGGGUGUUCAGCGUCAGUACGUGUAUACUGUUAUGCUGAGUGCUGCGUUUGAUUAGUCGAGUUGCUAGACUGAGAAUUCAAGUGUUUCCUUUCACCGAAUUUCUUUUUCUGAUUAAAUAAAAAAAAAUUUCUGCGCGCCGCGUUUUGUAACGUUGCUCCGCACGUGCACGUUGACUAUUUCAGCAGCGAAAUUCAUGGAACAAGGUGCACGGCGUUUUUAUCAACGCACAUUUUUUUCUAUUGUGUGAUCAAGGGGACGUCUGAACUCAACACGCAUUCCUUGAUCCCUUUACCUACAUAUGCAUCCAUUUUAGCAAAGGAUUUUAGCUCCUGUGAACUGGUUUAGCCACAAUGCAGUGUUGAAAUUCACCCCGAGUUGAACCGCUCCCACACCGUGCUGCAUUUUAGCUCGUCUUAAAGCGAUCUGUCUGACCACAGAAUGCAAGCACAUAACUCGCCGUCCUAGUGUGGAUCGUGAUUUUGGAUCCCAUUGUAACGGACCCCCAUCUUGUAUUUAGAACUCAUUUUUGCUUCAACUGCAUCCGUCAUCGUCGCUUAGAAUUGGUGUCAUUCAC